CCGGGCUCCUAGCGCAUGGUUCUCGAGUUAAGCUGCUGGCUGCUCGCCCACGAGCGCGUCAUCCAUCUGUACGGUGUCACAAGCAAGUACGCAGCCCCGGGCCUGGUCUUCGACUGGGCCGAGAAUGGGAACGGCAUGGACUAUAUCAGAGAGCUGCUCGAGCACCCUCAGAAAGUCCAAGUCCCGAUUAUCCGCGACAUCGCCGACGGCCUCAAGUUUAUCCACGAUGAAGGUGUCGUCCACGGCGACCUCAAGGCAGCAAACAUUCUCAUUCAUGUGGACAACCGUGCAGUGCUUGCUGACUUUGGGCUCUCACGCUUCGCACGAGACCACCCGAGUGACUAUAACCCAGCAUGCUUAGGCAGCCUGCGAUGGUGCGCGCCGGAGCUGCAGAACGAGGGCCAGACGCGCGCGACGUUCGAGAGCGACAUGUUCGCAUUCGGGAUGCUCUGUCUCGAGGUGUGCCUGCUGCCUGCACCACUUUUCUCCAUGCUGCACGAGACUGAUGCCACCGACACGCCCAGCUGUACACUGGCAAGAUUCCGUACUUCGAGCUUGCAACUGACACGCAGGUUGUGGCACUCAUCAGGCAGGGCGUGCCGCCUGUUGACGUGCCGCCGCCGUGUCCUGCGGACCCCAACCGCACACCAAUGGCACAAGGCUUGUGGCACCUCAUGUAUGAGUGCUGGUCACUUGAGCCUAGUCGGCGCCCUCGUGCCUAUGCUGUGGCAAGUCAUCUGGAUGAGCCUGUGACAUUCCAGUAGUGUCACAUUGUGCUCUGGUCCUUGCAUUGGCUGUAUAGG
This is a messenger RNA of Phanerochaete carnosa HHB-10118-sp, 803 nucleotides long. RefSeq lists its product as uncharacterized. Lineage: Eukaryota; Fungi; Basidiomycota; Agaricomycetes; Polyporales; Phanerochaetaceae. Bases 16 to 753 code for a protein of 245 amino acids. Gene Ontology annotation, biological process: protein phosphorylation. Gene Ontology annotation, molecular function: ATP binding; protein tyrosine kinase activity. The record is from RefSeq and is a predicted model, not a curated record. The transcript has 3 exons.